Molecule: messenger RNA, 1023 nt
Organism: Cylas formicarius (sweet potato weevil)
Lineage: Eukaryota; Metazoa; Arthropoda; Insecta; Coleoptera; Brentidae
Gene: Hus1-like
Product: checkpoint protein HUS1
Exons: 7
Coding region: 89-904 (271 amino acids)
Biological process (GO): double-strand break repair via homologous recombination; mitotic DNA replication checkpoint signaling; nucleotide-excision repair
Cellular component (GO): checkpoint clamp complex; nucleolus; site of double-strand break
Source: RefSeq, a predicted model, not a curated record
CCCUUAGAGAAAAUUAAUAAAUGACAGCGCGCCACCAACGAAUUUAUUUUAAAAUGUGAACAAGAUUAAUACUAAUACAAGUUGGAAAAUGAAAUUCAGAGCUUUGAUGACUGAAAAUCCUGCAAUGCGAGAAUUUUUAAAUAUCUCCCUAAGUUUGACCAGAUUUGCCAAAAGCUGUAUUCUCAGAUUAACAUCAACAAAAUUGUUUUUUAUUAUAUCCGAAGAAGAAAGAGGUCCAAGAAGGCCUCUGGUUUGGUGCGAACUUCCUGUGAGUUUUUAUUUCAAAGAGUACAACAUAGUGGGAGUUAGUGAAGUACAUAAUGAGAUUUAUUUAGAGUUAUCUACUGUUCUGCUUUCUAGAUCAUGUUCCCUUUUAAAGCAAGAAAUUAAAUCUUUCAAAAUAAAGUUGACCAAUAAAGAGUCUCCAUGUCUCACACUGGAAAUGGAAAUGGUUGCCGGAGAAACACUAAGCCGUCAGUAUGUACAUGACAUUCCUGUUGAAAUUAUAUCUAGAAAACAUUGGGCUGAUUAUGAGGAACCUAAUUUCAGUGAUUUUCAUGUAUCAAUUGAAAUGCCUAACUUAAAAUCGAUAAAAAAUAUUGUGGAAAGAAUGAGGAACAUGAGUCAUAGUUUAAUUGUUAAUGCUAAUCGAACUGGUAAAUUGACUCUACAAAUUAAAACCAACAUUGUAGAUCUCUCAGCUCACUUUCCAAAUUUAAAUGUGGAAAGUUUUGCAGUAGAUCACAUUUCUAAUAACCUAGAGGAAAGUGGUGCACAAGAAGGAUCAGUAGUUUCAACUAUAGACCUGAAGAAAUUUUUAAUGUUCCUCACAGGAAUGCAACUAACAAAUUGCAGAGCUACAUGCAGUAUAAUUCACAGAAAAAUGUAUUUUAACAUAAUGUAAUAACUAAAACAAUAAGUAAAAUUAAAGCAUACAUUGGGGCCCAUGUUCUUAAAUAUCCAACAAGUGAAAUAUAUUUUCCAUGAUAUGUUAUCAGCAUUGCUAGUUUGACCAUAUUCCAC